AUGACUACUUCUUAUAUCGACAAUGAGACCCCAAGAGAGUGCAGCAAAGACAAUUGCGGCUCCUCGGGAAUCCCAACCCCUCAAAUCUCACCUCAAAUACGACCAAACGUUCAAAUCGAUUCUGGGAAUGAGCCGCUGCAAGCCCAAAGUUCGGGGGCACCGGAUUCCAAUGUCAAUACCGUAGGGUAUGAGGGAUUUCAAUUUUUCAAAGCAGACCCCAUGCCUGGACAGAAGGCAACAUGGAGCCGGGUGGAGCGCACUCACAUGCACCUUAGCCAGAGUGAAUUCUAUAAGAUGGUUCACAAGCGUGCGAAUAAGGUCUCAGCCGCGCAGCAGUAUCAAAACCUGUCGGAUACUCGACGUGCUCAUGUGAAUCAAUUGAUCCACGAGCAACGUCGAAACGACCCGUCCAAUGAGUGGAGCUGUGUCUAUGCUAAAGAGUGUGACAGAGCAUCUAAGCCACGCAACGCUCAUCGCGACGACUACGAGACUGUCUCCAUGGAUGUCAUUCUCAUGAAAAGACCCUUGAAGACCAAAGUCUAUCCGAGAACACCCAUGGGAGAUUUGGUUGAUCUUGGGGUAACUUUUACUAGACAGGAUUCUAACAGACCAUCUGCAAUUCUGAUGCCUCCUGGCUACCAGACAGCACCGCCGUUUGUGCCAGGUCAAAUCAUUGGCCCAGGCUAUGUGGUUCAAGGACCACUGCAGCGGCCGGUGUCCGUUACUUCACCCUUUACUAGACUUGAUUUGGGACGCCCUGCUACAGAAGAUAAAUAUAGGGCUACACAUGGACAUACUGUACCCGAAAAGGAAAAACGAAAUAUCGACAAUCAGUCAAUCUGGUCCUCCGAGGAAGUGACCAGUGACGAUGACGACGAGUCUAUGAUAUUUGAUGAAUCUCAAUCCGAUGUUAGCUCCGACACGGAGCACCCCGAUGGCAUGGAUUGUGAGUUCCAAGAGUCACCAUCAAACCAAGAUCAGGCUACUCCUCGGCAGCGCUCUUGUAGCCCUGGUCAUCGCGAGGCCCCAGUUGGCUUUGGGCCCCAACAUCGUCGCCGAUCAAUCAGCCGUAACAGGGAACGGAAAUUGGAUAGAUAUCAUCCUUUGCGCUAUUAUAAUUUAGACAUGAUGGCAGCAAAGAACAGCCUACCCAUUAAGAGGGCCAGGGGCUCCUCGGGAUUGGGAACGGACGCUAAUAAAAUAUGGGAAAAGAAAUAUCGAAUCCAAAGGAUCGAUGAUGAAGAACUACGAAGUCGUCUGCUUGAUUGUGAAGCUCGAAUUGAGCAGUGGGAGAGGGCUUUUGAGAACCAGACUCGAGUACUGCAGAAAACUAUGAAGGAUUCUCGUCAGUUACAGCGCCGGAGAUCUUUCUGGGAUUUCUCCUCGAUGCGCCACUGCGGGUGUGAUUGCCCAAAUACUGGUGGGGUCGGGAAUAAUCAAUAA
Penicillium waksmanii is the source of this 1443-nucleotide messenger RNA. RefSeq lists its product as uncharacterized. Lineage: Eukaryota; Fungi; Ascomycota; Eurotiomycetes; Eurotiales; Aspergillaceae. The transcript has 2 exons. The record is from RefSeq and is a predicted model, not a curated record. The coding region runs from base 1 to 1443 and encodes 480 amino acids.